Rotaria socialis is the source of this 1986-nucleotide messenger RNA. The record is from the annotation of a GenBank genome assembly. NCBI's taxonomy places the organism in Eukaryota, Metazoa, Rotifera, Eurotatoria, Philodinida, Philodinidae.
AUGCCUAACUGUAGUCAUCCUACUGCCCAUCCUCGUCGUUUACGGGGGGCGGUAUUAUUUUCAGUGCCCCAAGGAAAGUCACGUAUCACGGCUCAGAUGGCAACUUCGAUCAAUAAAUGUCUUCGUAAACGAUACAAAGGAAAGUUUUUGGCUCUCAAUGAAGACAGUUUAUUAUGCGAAACAUGUUUUACUAGAGAACAGCGUCGAACACCUGGUAAUAAGAAGAGUAUAGUAUCUUCACCUGACGACGAGUAUAAUCAAAACAUUUCGUCUGGUUUACUCUCCGAUACACCGAGUAACAAAAGAUUAUGUUUGCCAUCAAUAUCGCUAAUUGAUCUGAUCGAGACGCCUUCAUCGUCAGGACUUUCACACAGUACACCAGUGGUUACUGACAACCAGCCAAUGAUGGAUGUGAUGCACAAUAUUUCGUCAACAGAUAUGUCCUCACCAUCUGACAUUGAAACAGAGUGCAAUUUUAUUUCCAAGACGGCUAAGGAACAGUUAAACGGCUUAUUAGAUGUCUUUAGUUUAUCUCCUAUCAAAGAUGCACGGCAUACUGUCGUGGCGCAAGAAAAAUGUCAAAUACUUCUGAAAAAGACAAAAAUUUUGUCAGAUUCUCUAAUAAGCUCAUCAAGUAGUUCUACAACUGAUACCUCAAACGUUAAUAGUAUUGGCUACGAAGAUAUGGAACACUUGGUAGCUGGUUUACAAAAAUUAGUAUUGAUGAGCGAUCAUGCAGAACGAAUUCGAUUGUUAACGCUGUGUCCACCAACUUGGAGUAGGCGCGAUAUUUCUAAAUUUUUUUCAGUUCUUGAGUGGGAUGGCCGUAUGGCUAAGGAAUUAUAUGAAUCAAGUGGUGUUUUAGCAGCCUAUGAAAAUAACCAAGAUCGUGUUGAAAUAACUCCAUCCACAAUCGAAGCCGUCGUAGCUUAUUAUCAAGAUGACAUCAUCAGUCGAUCCUCAUCCAAUACAAAAGACACGAUCAAUGUUAAGCAAAGUGAUGGCAAGAAAAAACCCGCUUUUCCCAGUGUUAUACAAGAAUCAAUUAAAUCAAAUAGUUUGAUAGACAAUAUUGUUUGCUCUCGAAUAAAUAGCUCAUGCAUGUACGGCGAUUGUCUGUCGUGUAGAACUAAAAUUCCAUCAACUGAAAUACCAAAGUUAUAUCCUAAACUUGACUUGGAAGAAGAAGUGAAUUGGAUGAAAUGGGUCAAUCUUAAUGGUAAAACUGAUAUUCAUCGACUAGGUGGCUCAGUUAGUGAUCUGUUGAUGGAAAUGGAUCAUCAGUGGUCAAAAUUCAUUAUUCAUAGUUAUAUAACAAAUGCUCAAUUCGAUUACAUUCGGAAUUUAAAGCAGUCACUCCCACCAGAUACGGCUCUUAUCCACAUGGGUUUUUCUGAAAACUACAUAAACCAAGGUAAAGGUCCGGUGGAUGGCCUAGGGGCCGUUGUUAAGAGUGCUGCUCGCCGUGAAACUAUGCGAGCAGAUGCUCCACAAAAAUCUUUCCUCACACCAGUAGAGUUUUACAAGUUUUUAAAGCAGAAAUUCUGCAGUAAACCUAAAAACCCAACACCAAACACAUCGGACGUAAGCACGGUAGAUAUAAUAGAUACAGAGAAGAUCCAAAUAUGGUACCUAAGUGAAACUGAUAUCAAUCAACAUUUUGAUAAAUAUUUGUCUCAACGCUCUGAAACUCGUCCUCCUACCGGGUCAUAUCACCAUUUCCAACCAAUUGACAGUGCUACAAUCCGCUGCAAAAUUACUUCUGAUUCGCUAAUUCACGAAGAUUUUUCUAUGACGGCAUCACGUCAAUCAAAAUUGACAUAUGUGAAGCUUGUGAUGGUUAUCAAUGACAUUAAUAUGAAUGAUUAUGUUGCGGUUGAAUAUCGGGGAGAUUGGUGGCUAGCAAUGGUUCAAGCGCUAGAAACUAAUUUACAGGAACUGCGGGUGAGCUUCCUUCAUCCACCUGGUCCGCGAACAUCAUUUUAA